Molecule: messenger RNA, 417 nt
Organism: Sugiyamaella lignohabitans
Lineage: Eukaryota; Fungi; Ascomycota; Dipodascomycetes; Dipodascales; Trichomonascaceae
Gene: COX13
Product: cytochrome c oxidase subunit VIa
Exons: 1
Coding region: 1-417 (138 amino acids)
Biological process (GO): mitochondrial electron transport, cytochrome c to oxygen
Cellular component (GO): mitochondrial inner membrane
Molecular function (GO): enzyme regulator activity
Source: RefSeq, a predicted model, not a curated record
AUGUUCAGACUCGCUACCAGAAGCACCCGAGUUAUGGGACUGACAGGCCGUCGUAUGGCUAGCACCGAGGUCGCUCCUGUUUAUCAGAACAAGCGAUUCGUGCCCAACGAGGCCAAGGCCAAGGAGUUCCAAGAGACUUACGAGCACACUAAGGAACACGCCAAUUCCACUUUUGGACUGUGGAAGAACAUUUCUAUCUGGGUUUGUGUGCCAGCCCUCAUUGCCUCGGGCAUCAAUUCCUACUACAUUGAGAAGGAGCACGCCGAGCACCGUGAACACAAUUCGCACAUUCCCGACGAGGACAUGCCCACUGAAUUCUUGUUCCAAAACGUCCGAAACAAGAAGUACUUCUGGGGUGACGGUGAUAAGACUCUUUUCUGGAACGAAAAGGCCAACCGUCACGUUCCCCGCGACUAA